Callithrix jacchus (white-tufted-ear marmoset) is the source of this 3661-nucleotide messenger RNA. The record is from RefSeq and is a predicted model, not a curated record. NCBI's taxonomy places the organism in Eukaryota, Metazoa, Chordata, Mammalia, Primates, Cebidae.
AAGUUUUAAACAAGGUACCUAAGGCAAGUUGCAACUCACAGGAAGACUUUGCACUCACAGGCUUAUUAAAAAUGUCUCGAGGCUGGGUGUGUGGUGGCUCAUGCUGUAUCCCAGCACUCUGGGAGGCCAAGGCGGGUGGAUCACUUGAGGUUAGGAGUUCGAGACCAACCUGGCCAACGUGGUAAAACCCCGUCUCUACUAAAAAUACAAAAAAUUAGCCAGGUGUGGGAGAUGCACCUAUAAUCCCAGUUACUUGGGAGGCUGAGACAGGAGAAUCACUUGAACCCGGGACGCGGAGGUUGCAGUGAGCUGAGAUCAUGCCAUUGCACUCCAGCCUGGGCAAGAGAGAGAGACUUUGUCUCAAAAAAGAAAAAAAAAGAAAAAGAAAAAGAAAAAGAAAAAGAAAAAAAAGUCCCAACCUGCCAUGGUAUAGCUGAAGUCCUCUUUCUAUAUGUCAUGUUGUUAUGUGUUAACCUUCAUAGCCAAUUCCCAGGAGAGGAAAGCUUGUUCCAAUUAGGGCCUAGCUCUCUUUUGGCACAGACCAUGAACAAAAGCUAUUUUCAUAAAUUCAGGCAUCAGACAUUACAUCAUAUGGACAAAAGAAAAUUCUUUCUUCCCCAGAUGUUUACUGACACAACAAAUAUCCAAAACAUGAACCACCACAGAAGAAAAUAACUAGCCCUUCACAUACAACCAUUAGAAAACGAGCAAAGGAAGGUGAGGACAAAGAUACCAGCAGCAUCCUGGUGCUGCCUCUGUCUGCCAACAGUUCUAAACAAGGAACAGCUCCAUGAGACCCCAUCAUGUGAAAGGAAUUCCCUUAACAGUGGCCCUGUCAAUCACAUGUCUCUGUCCACAGGCUUGAAUUGUCAUCACUGACAGGCAUGGCUCCAAUUUAACACUGGCGCCUUCAGUGAACUCAUUCUCAUAGCUUUCCUAGGCAGACGGCCCUCACCCUAACAGCUCUCAGCACCCAGCAGCCAGCUGUGCUCUACUUCUCUAUUUCCAGCCAUCAAUGGGACAUUUCCAUGGACUGGCCACCUGUCAUCUCUAAUUCACGAACAGAUCAUCACCUCCCACACUGACUUCUUAUCCUCAGCUCUGCUACUUCUGCCAGUAGAUUUAAAAUUCUUCUCAUGGUGAAGGUGCGACAUCACCUUCUAUUUCCUUUAUCCCAAUAUUCAAGUCUUACUUCAAAAUAUUUCUCAACUUAGCAGUUUUCUCUCAUUGUCACUGCCACUGCCUCAGUCCAGGAUGUCAUCAUCCCAUACCUGUUACUCUAACAAUCUCCUAACUGACCUCUCAAACUCUUUUCCUUCCUCUGCCCAAUCCAUCCUGUCUACCACAGGCCAACCAAUCUUCCCAUAGCACUGCUUUCACUGUUUCACAAAAACCCACAAUUGUUUCUUACAAUUUCAAGUCAUGAUUCCUCUGCCUGGCUUUCUGCAGCCUCCAUAACCCAGCCCCUGAAAACAGCCUCUCUUUCUGGUGCCGAAUCUUUGCUUUCCAAUGAGCCACACUCCUCAUGCUUUUCAGCAAAUAUUUACUGAGCAAAUAUUGGCACUGGCAGCCUCGCUUCCCAGUGCAGGUAGACUCACAGUUGAGUCCAUUGUGAACUUUGUUCUGAAUGAUUCCUUACUUCCUCAGCAAGUCUAUUAUUUCUGGCUAAAUGAUAUGUAGAAAGAGAAACGAAAAAAAAAAUCUCUGUCCUCAAGAACUUACCGUCUAACUGAGGAUAAGAAAUAAAGUAAUUAACCAAUGCAACAAAUCAAAAUGCAGGAAGAACCUAUGCAUUAAUAGAACUACAAGCAAAGCACAAUGGGAGAAGAAGAUACGAUUCAUCUGAUUGAGGAGACUGAGGGAGGCAUAUGAAAGAGGCAUCCUUAAAGCCUGGAGAGGAAUUGACAGGCAGAGAGAGGACAGGAAUGACAGGAACAAAGAUGGUGACGGGGGAAUGUGAGCAGAGAUGGUCAAGAUCAGGCCAGAUCUCUACCUUGCCACACCCAUUCCCAUCUCUGUGCCUUUAACCUAUCUUUUCCUUCCCAGGUAAGAGGCCCUCCCCUGCUCACCAAUCACACCUUUCAGUCACUGCAACCUCUACCUCCUGGGUUCAAGUGAUUCUCCUGCCUCAGCGUCCUGAGUAGUUGGGACUACAGCCUGCUGAAUCCCAGCCUGAACAGACCUGAUUACUGCUGUGGAAGGCAUGUAUACAGCCACUGAAGCAGCAAGUUUUGCUUCUGAAACAAUCUUUUAAGUUUUCCAACAGGGUACUAUCAGGCAGGUGAGGAUACAAGGAGAAGUUGAAAAUUCCAACAUGGAAGAGGUACUUCACAUAAACCUCACCAUGGUGGCACCCUGAUUUCAGACUUCCAGCCUCUAGAACUUCCACCAUUACUGAAGCAAUCUGCCUUUACUGAGGCAGUCCACCAUUACCGAGGCAAUCAGCCAUUACUAAGGCAGUUCUAACUGUACCACUGUAAACAAAACCACAAGGAAGUUCACACAACAGCUGGGCAGAGCCCACAGCAGCUCAGCAAUGCCUCUGCUGGCAGACUGUGAAUGGACUACCUCCUUGCUGGGCAGGGCAUCUCUGGAAAAAGGCAGCAGCAUGUCAGGAACUUAUAAAUAAAGUCCCAGGAAAGAGCACCUGGCAAAAAAUGUGGUUAUGAGUUCCACUGCAGCAGACUUAAAUGUACCUGCCCAGCAGCUCUGCAAGGCAAAAUGGAGCUCCCAGCUCAGCACUUGAACUCCUAUAAGGGACAGACUGUCUCCUCAAGCAGCUCCCCAACCCCCAUAUAUCCAAAGAGACACCUCAUAAAGGAGAGCUCAGGCUGACAUCUGGCGGGUACCCUUCUGGGAUUAAGAUAACAGAAGAAACCAGCAGCAACCCUUACUGUUCUGCAGCUGCUGCAGGUGAUCCCCAGGCAAGCAGGGUCUAGAGUGGACCUCCAGCAGUCCUGCAGCAGAGGGGCCUGUUAGAAGGAAAACUAAAAAACAGAAAUAGCUUCAACAUCAACGAAAAGGACGUCCACUCAGAGAACCCAUCCGAAAGUCACCAACUACAAAGACCACAGGUAGAUAAAUCCACACAGAUGGGAAGAAACCAGUGCAAAAAGGAUGAAAACACCAAAAACCAGAACACCUCUCCUCCUCCAAGGGAUCACAACUCCCCACCAGCAAGGGGACAAAGCUGUGUAGAGAAUGAGUCUGAUGAAUUGACAGAAACAGUCUUCAGAAGCUGGGUAAUAACAAACUUCUCUGAGCUAAAAGAACAUGUUCUAACCCAGUGCAAAGAAACUAAGAACUUAAAAAAAAAAAAAAAUGCUUUCCAGCAGUGACAACCAACACACGAGAACAUGCCUCUAGCAAAGGAUCUCCUUCAUCCCUCUCCAGAAGAGAAGAGGAAACACAAGAAGAAAUGCCUGGUGCAGAGCCCCAAUUCCUACUUCAUGGAUGUGAAAUGCCCAGGAUGCUAUAAAAUCACCUUGGUCUUCAGCCAUGCACAAAUGGUAGUUUUGUGUGUUGGCUGCUCCACUGUCCUCUGCCAGCCUACAGGGGGAAAAGCAAGGCUUACAGGAGGAUGUUCUUUCAGGAGGAAGCAGCACUAAAAGCAGUUUGAACCAAGAUGAGUGGGAAACCACCUCAAUAAACACAUUUUGGA